ACUAUUAAUUUACUCUGUGUUGAUUGAAUUUGUAACGUUUUAUCUGUAUUAAUUAUAUUCUGUGUUAAAAUGUCGUCGUUGUCGAGCCUACUACCGGCUCCCACUCAACAAGUGUGGGACCGUGAUGAUGAAUUCAAAGCCAAACGAGUCGGGAGUGCCCUGGUUGUUUCACAAAGUAGUGUCCCUCCCUAUGGACAGAGGAAAGGAUGGGUUCCUCGCAGUACGGAAGACUUUGGAGAUGGUGGAGCAUUCCCAGAGAUCCAUGUUGCCCAGUAUCCCCUCAACAUGGGAGCACGAGGCAAGGAGAGCACAUCCAAUGCCCUUGCAGUCCAGCUGGAUGAGUCUGGGCGUGUGAAAUAUUCAGCUAUUGCCAGACAUGGUCACAGUGCGGACAAGAUCAUCUACUCAAAACUCACAGAUCUCCUGCCAUCAGAGGUACUCGCAGAAGAUGAUCCAUCUCUUCAGAAGCCUGACGAUGAAGACAUACAAGAAUUGACAGAGAAAACAAAGCAAGCAUUGGAGAAACUGACGAAUGCUAAAAUAUCUGCUGCCAUGCCUGUAAAAGCUGCUCCUAAAGCUGCGCCUGCGCAGUACAUCAGAUAUACACCAGCGCAACAGGGCGGCGCUUUCAAUUCCGGCGCCAAACAAAGAGUUAUCAGGAUGGUGGAGGCGCAGGUGGACCCGAUGGAGCCGCCGCGGUUCCAGAUCAACAAGAAGAUCCCGCGCGCCGCGCCCUCCCCCCCCGCGCCCGUGCUGCACUCCCCCCCGCGGAGAGUCUCCGUCAAGCAGCAGCGCGACUGGAAGGUCCCGCCCUGCGUCUCACAUUGGAAGAACGCCAAAGGUUACACCAUACCUCUCGAUAAGCGAUUGGCUGCGGACGGCCGUGGUCUUCAACAAGUGCACAUAAAUGAGAACUUCUCCAAGCUAGCGGAGGCGUUGUAUAUAGCUGAUAGGAAAGCAAGAGAGGCGGUCGAAGCUAGAGCACAGUUGGAGAGGAGAUUGGCGCAGCGGGAGAAGGAGAAGAAGGAAGAACAUUUGAGGAUGCUGGCGCAGAGGGCCAGAGAUCAUAGGGCCGGUAUCCACGGUCCUGAAGACGGCGAAGGUGCAGGUCUGGGGGCAUCAGUGGACGAUGUCGCCGAGAGAGACCAGCUGCGAGCUGAACGGCAUCGGGAGCGACAACGAGACCGGAAUCUAGCACGAGCCGCACCUGACAAGAGAUCGAAACUAGUGAAAGACAGAGAGCGUGAUAUAUCCGAGCAGAUCGCACUCGGUCUUCCGGCCAAGACCAACCAGUCCGGCGAGGGCAUGUUCGACCAGCGACUAUUCAACAACAGCAAGGGGAUGGACAGUGGAUAUGGUGAUGACGAAGCGUAUACAGUCUAUGACAAGCCAUGGCGUAAUCAAGAUUCUGUGGGAGCACACAUCUACAGACCGACUCGACACGUAGACAAGGACAAUUACGGUGGAGAUAUUGACUCCAUAGUGAAUCAACGCAGGUUUGUAGCAGAUAAAGAAUUUGCCGGUACCAGCAGCACCAACACGAGAUCAGGCCCCGUGCAAUUUGAGAAAGACGCUCCCUCUAGAGAUGACGCACCGCCGGCGCGUAAUCAACCGGAUGCAGACUUCGAUCCGUUCGGUCUGGAUCGGUUCUUGACGGAGGCUAAACGCGCAGACAAGUCUGGCCGUAAGCGUGACCACCACGAGAGGCAUGAUCAACACGGGAAGAAGAGGCGGGACUAGUCAAUUGACACGAGAUACCAUAUUCCAACGCACGAUUGUUACUUCCUAGGUGUAAGAUUAAUAAAUAGUAAUAAAUUCGUUUUAUAUUGUA
Achroia grisella is the source of this 1831-nucleotide messenger RNA. RefSeq names its product puff-specific protein Bx42 (gene Bx42). The coding region runs from base 70 to 1740 and encodes 556 amino acids. Gene Ontology annotation, cellular component: spliceosomal complex. NCBI's taxonomy places the organism in Eukaryota, Metazoa, Arthropoda, Insecta, Lepidoptera, Pyralidae. The transcript has 13 exons. Gene Ontology annotation, biological process: mRNA splicing, via spliceosome. The record is from RefSeq and is a predicted model, not a curated record.